AGAGGCGGGGCCCAGGAAGCACGCUCAGGCCGCACCGCGGAACUGGCAGGCGAGCGCUUUUUGGGCGUGUUAGCCGAGCCGCAGCAGCUCUCCUGGGCUGUGCAGGUCUAGCCUCAUGGCGGAGUUAAUCCAGGAACGCAUAGAAGAUAGGAUCCCGGAAUUGGAGCAGCUCGAGCGCGUCGGACUCUUUAGUCGUGCGGAGAUUAAGGCUAUCAUUAAGAAGGCUUCUGAUCUAGAAUACAAAAUACACCGAAGAAUCCUUUUCAAAGAGGACUUCAUCAAUUAUGUUCAAUAUGAAAUUAAUCUUUUGGAGCUGAUCCAGAGAAGAAGAGCACGCAUUAAAUACUCAUUUAAGAAGGAUGAGAUUGAGCAUUCUCUCGUACAGCGGGUACACGGUAUCUUCGGACGUGCUUCAGCAAAGUGGAAAGAUGAUGUUCAACUUUGGCUGUCCUAUGUAGUCUUUUGUAAGAAAUGGGGUACCAAGGCUCAAAUUAGCAAGGUAUUCUCUGCCAUGCUGGCCAUUCAUUCAAACAAGCCAGCUUUGUGGAUUAUGGCAGCCAAAUGGGAAAUGGAAGAUCGCUUGUCUUCAGAAAGUGCCAGACAGCUAUUUCUUCGGGCUCUUCGCUUUCAUCCUGAGUGCCCGAAACUCUAUCAAGAAUACUUUAGGAUGGAGUUGAUGCAUGCAGAGAAAUUAAGAAAGGAAAAGCAAGAAUUUGAAAAAGCUUCCAUGGAUAUGGGGAAUUUUGAUCAUCCUGAAGAAAUCCUUAAGGGCGAGUUGGCACGGAUCAUUUACAAAAAUUCUGUAAGCAAGAUUAAAGGUGCAGAAUUUCAUGUGUCACUUCUUUCAAUUGCACAACUAUUUGACUUUGCCAAAGAUCUACAGAAAGAAAUUUAUGAUGACCUUCAGGCUCUGUACACUGAUGACCCUUUCACUUGGGAUUAUGUGGCCCGGCAAGAAUUAAAGAUGGAGUCCCAACCAGGCGAAGAACAGCCUCUAACAAAACAAGCAAGGGCAGUGGAGGUAGGCCGAAGGGAGGAAAGGUGCUGUGCAGUCUACGAAGAGGCAUUGAAGACUCUGCCUACAGAGGCCAUGUGGAAAUGCUACAUCAACUUCUGCUUAGAAAGAUUUUCUAAGAAGACCAGUAGUGUGCCCCUCAGAGGGAAGAGGCUGGAAAGAACCAUGCUUGCAUUCCGGAAGGCACAUGAACUGAAGUUCCUUUCUGAAGUUCAGUACAAGCAGUGGAUUGAGUUGCUGCUGUGCCAUAACUUCUUUACAGAAGCUCUACAGGUGGCAGAGGCUGGGACUGAAUUAUUGAAGGACUCUGUGACACUGUGGCAGAUGAAACUGAAGGUGCUAAUUGACUCAAAGAGCCCUGACAUAGCCAUGCUUUUUGAAGAGGCCUUUGCACACCUGAAACCCCAGGUUUGUCUACCCUUGUGGAUUUCUUGGGCAGAGUGGAGUGAAGGUGCCAAAAGCCAAGAGGACACUGAGAUGAUCUUUAAGAAAGCUAUUUUAGCUGUUACGGGUGCCAAUUCAAUAACUCUGAAGGAGAAAUACCUGGAUUGGGCUUAUCGAAGUGGUGGCUACAAAAAGGCCAGAGCUGUGUUUAAAAGUUUACAUGAAAGCCGCCCAUUUUCAGUUGAAUUUUUCAGGAAGAUGAUGCAGUUUGAAAAGGAACAAAUCUUUGGAUGGAUUACAUCAAAGAAGAAUUGAACCAUCCCUUUGGUAGACCUGAGAACUGUGGACAGAUCUAUUGGCGAGCCAUGAAAAUGUUGCAGGGACAAUCAGCAGAGUUGUUUGUAGCUAAACAUGCCUUGCAUCAGGCUGGCCACUAGCGAAGAAUGGGACCAACUUGGUGAAAUUGUAUUGUAAGCUUGGAGCAGAUUUGUAAAUUGCUGAGAGAUGACAGGCAAAGUAGAUGACUGAUUUUGUAAAGAUAUUUUAAUUUUGGGUUAAUGGGUUAACCUUUAGUUCUAGAAAAGAGUCUGAAAUACAUGGAAACCAUACAACUGAGUUUCAUUUAUUGUCUCAGGCCAAGCAUGCACAGCUCUAAUUGAGACUUGGUAUGAUGGAGCCAGUUAAAAUGGGGCUGGAGAGUUGGCUCAGCGAUUAAGAGCACUGACUGCUCUUGCAGAGGACCUGGGUUCGAUUCCCAGCACCCACAUGGCAGUUAUGACUGUCCUUAACUCCAUUUCCAGGGGAAUC
Nannospalax galili (Upper Galilee mountains blind mole rat) is the source of this 2206-nucleotide messenger RNA. RefSeq names its product UTP6 small subunit processome component (gene Utp6). Gene Ontology annotation, molecular function: protein binding; snoRNA binding. Gene Ontology annotation, cellular component: small-subunit processome; Pwp2p-containing subcomplex of 90S preribosome. The transcript has 18 exons. The record is from RefSeq and is a predicted model, not a curated record. The coding region runs from base 116 to 1714 and encodes 532 amino acids. Gene Ontology annotation, biological process: maturation of SSU-rRNA from tricistronic rRNA transcript (SSU-rRNA, 5.8S rRNA, LSU-rRNA). NCBI's taxonomy places the organism in Eukaryota, Metazoa, Chordata, Mammalia, Rodentia, Spalacidae.